Molecule: messenger RNA, 1203 nt
Organism: Doryrhamphus excisus (bluestripe pipefish)
Lineage: Eukaryota; Metazoa; Chordata; Actinopteri; Syngnathiformes; Syngnathidae
Source: RefSeq, a predicted model, not a curated record
UUCCAAAAAAAUGCAGAAAUAAUGCUGGAAUAAAUUACUGUCUUUCUAUCAGACUAAAUACUGAAAAAUUAGCAAUAAUAUCGAUAAAUACAAAUAAAGUUUUAUCAUUACUAUAUUUUCCACUUCAAAAAGUUAAGAUUUAAAAAUCAGUAAAAGCGUGAGCCCAUGUCAAAAAACGAAGAGCUCUUCGAAGAUGAAGAAACGAGUCACAUGCAAGAAGAAAUCCAUCUAACAACUGGUCCUAUAUCUAUUGAUGAUUUGAAAAACUUGGGUAUAGCAGCGAGUGAUAUCGCAAAAUUAAAAGAAGCCGGCUAUAAUACAGUAGAAGCUCUAGCUUUCACUCCAAAAAAACAGUUGAUGACUGUUAAAGGAUUUUCGGAAGCAAAGGCCGAAAAAAUACUCAAAGAAGCAGCCAAACUCAUUCCAAUGGGGUUCUCCACGGCAACGACCUUCUUUCAAAAACGAAAAAGCACAAUCUAUUUAUCAACAGGGUCUGAAGAACUCGAUAGAUUGCUACAAGGUGGAAUAGAAACUGGUAGUAUCACAGAAAUAUUUUGAGAAUUUAGAACAGGUAAAACACAACUUUGUCAUACACUUGCAUGUUAAACUUGUCAGCUCUCUAAAAAAGAUGGUGGCGGUGGUGGUAAAUCUCUAUAUAUUGAUACAGAAGGUACUUUCAGGCCAGAGAGAUGUGUAGCCGUUGCAGAAAGAUUUAAUCUAGACCCAGAUCAAGUGUUAGAAAACAUUUCAUAUGCUCGUGCAUAUAACUCUGACCACCAAUCACAAUUGUUAGUUCAAGCUGCUGCAAUGCUCUCUGAAUCUGCAUAUUCUCUUCUAAUUGUCGAUUCAGCAAUGGCACUAUACAGAACAGACUUUUCAGGUCGAGGAGAGCUUUCAGCCAGACAAAUCCAUCUUGCGCGUUUUUUAAGGAUGUUGCUACGACUUGCUGAUGAGUUUGGUGUUGCUGUAGUUAUUACGAGUCAGGUUGUAGCAUCUGUAGAUGGUGCUGCCGCAAUUUUCAACGCGGAUCCAAAGAAACCAGUAGGUGGCCAUAUUAUGGCACAUGCCAGCACAACACGUCUGUAUUUAAGAAAGGGACGCGGUGAAACACGAAUAUGUAAAAUUUAUGACUCUCCUUGCCUUCCGGAAUCAGAGGCAGUUUUUGCAAUUACAAAUUCAGGAAUUGCAGAUCCAGAUGAGUAA